UAAUCAGGCCCCCGUGAAACAGUGCUGCGUGCCACCCUGCUCCUCGUGACAAAGGAUCGCAACAACCGUGGGAAUAAACUAUAUUUGAUUGACACGAACUUUUGGAUUACUGAGUCGGCAGCACCUGGUGGAGCUCAGGUGUGUCUGCACGUUCAGUACGCGGUUGGAAAUGAGGCUUAUAUUUUAGGCUGACUGCUACUGUCGCUUUAAAACAGUCACCUGACAGAGAAGGGAAAACCCGAUGGAGUAAGCAGGAAGUCAGUCUACCGAGAAGGAAAGAAGAGCCUGAGCACGUAAACAAUACACAAAGAAGAAGAACAAAAGUCAAACAGAGUGUUUUAACACAUUUAUCGCCAUGGCCGGAAUUAAAGCACUGGUUGGUUUGUCCUUCAGUGGUGCCAUUGGUCUUACGUUUCUUCUUCUGGGCUGUGCAUUGGAGCAGUACGGGGUAUACUGGCCGCUGUUUGUGCUCAUUUUCUACAUAUUAAGCCCCGUCCCGACCUUCAUAUCCAGACGCCUCAGUGAUGACACUGACUCCUCCAGCAAUGCAUGCAGAGAGCUGGCCUACUUCUUAACAACUGGCAUCGUGGUAUCAUCUUUUGGGAUUCCAAUUGUGCUAGCCCGCACCAGCACAAUCCAGUGGGGUGCCUGUGGUCUGGUGAUGACAGGAAACGCUGUCAUUUUCCUUACCAUCCUUGGCUUCUUUGUCGUGUUUGGAGGUGGGGACGACUUCAGCUGGGAGCAGUGGUAGAGUUCCUUCAGACAGUUGAAAGACAUAAGGAUAGAUGGAUGGGUGGGUAGGUGGAUAGUUGAAUGGAUAGACAGCAGACUGAGGGGCGAAUGUGUCCUGCACUUAAUAGGGGAUGACGCUCAUGUACAGUGUAUGCUGCAAAAAUGUCAAAUUAACUGGGCAUGUUUUCAGGCCAUUUUUUAUAUUAAAGGGUGUUAGGGUUGGAGACAACAAUAUAUAUCCCAUUAAUGUGCCUUAUGUCUGGGACCAGAGAGACACUGAUGCCUAUCCACCUUAACCCAUGUUUUUUUUAGCUUGUCGUGCCUUUAUUUCAACCCGCAAAAAUCCCCCUGCUCACUGCUGCUGCCUGCUAUUUAAUUAUGCUUCAGUUAAUCAAUAUCAUAUUGGGUUCCUAAAGAGUAACUCUAUUGUAAUGUGUAUGGCGAUGCUCACUGCAUUAUCUGUCCGCAUUGUUCAAGACGGGGGUGGCUUUACUGCAUUAUGGUUUGCUUAUUAUGAGCACUUUCUGCCGUUUAACGUGAGAAGGCAGGGCAAGUUAUCUUAAUCCAAGCUAACUAGUUGUAGGACUCCUUAUCAGGUAAAGAUAUAUUUGUAUGGAGAUGUGUGUGUGUGAUUUUUUUUUUUUUUUUUUUU
Messenger RNA from Anoplopoma fimbria (sablefish), 1384 nucleotides. RefSeq names its product leptin receptor gene-related protein. The transcript is spliced from 4 exons. Gene Ontology annotation, cellular component: endosome. The record is from RefSeq and is a predicted model, not a curated record. Gene Ontology annotation, biological process: negative regulation of growth hormone receptor signaling pathway; late endosome to vacuole transport via multivesicular body sorting pathway. NCBI's taxonomy places the organism in Eukaryota, Metazoa, Chordata, Actinopteri, Perciformes, Anoplopomatidae. The coding region runs from base 356 to 751 and encodes 131 amino acids.